Molecule: messenger RNA, 1901 nt
Organism: Musa acuminata subsp. malaccensis (wild Malaysian banana)
Lineage: Eukaryota; Viridiplantae; Streptophyta; Magnoliopsida; Zingiberales; Musaceae
Product: CBL-interacting serine/threonine-protein kinase 5-like
Biological process (GO): protein phosphorylation; signal transduction
Molecular function (GO): ATP binding; protein serine/threonine kinase activity
Source: RefSeq, a predicted model, not a curated record
UGUUGGUUUGGUUUCCCGUGUGCUCUCUCACUCUUUCGCCAGACGCGUCCCCCAAAACCAGGUGCGCCCGAUUCCUUUCAUCGCCCCAUUCCAUUGCUUCAUCUCCGUCGCCCGCCCACCGUUCGCUUCUCCAAUCAUUCCUCCGCCUAUAAAAGCUUUUGGCCCGACGCCAGUCUCCGCCGCACACCAAAUCCAACCUUUCUCCCCGACAUCUUUCCUUUAUUGUACAGCGAAAACAGAGAGACGAGGUCGACGAAUCUGUACCGUAGUGGAAGAGAGAGCUGACGAAGGAGGUCGGAAGUGCCAAGAUCUCUUCUUUGUCCAACAUGGAGAUACCGAGUUUGUUCCGCUCAAAUGUCGAAGGAGAAGAAGAAAGCAUAGCAAGGACGAGGUUUCCUCCUGUCCGGAAGAUGCUCGUACUAAGUUCCCUCCUUUGAUUCAGAACCGAGAAGAACAGAGGAGGAGAAGGGAGAAGGUGCAUCCAUGGAGGUGUCAAGUUCGUGAUUUUAGGCGGGAACAGACGGAAGAGGAGGUGACAAGAGAGAAGCGGAAUGGGGAAGGAGGCGGAGGACGUCAGCAGAGAGAUGAGGAACCUUGUCUUGGGAAAGUACGAGAUGGGGCGCGUCCUGGGGAAAGGAACCUUCGCCAAGGUGUACCACGGUCGCGACCUCCACACCGGCGAGAGCGUCGCCAUUAAGGUCAUCCACAAGGACAAGAUCCGCCGGGAGGCUGGGAUGAUGGAGCAGAUCAAACGGGAGAUCUCAGUGUUGCGUCUGGUCCGCCACCCCAACGUGGUGGAGCUUCGGGAGGUGAUGGCCACCAAGUCCCGCAUCUUCUUCGUUAUGGAGUACGUCCGUGGCGGCGAGCUCUUUGCGCGCGUCGCCGACGGACCCCUACCAGAGGACCAGGCCCGCCGCUACUUCCGCCAGCUCAUCUCUGCCGUCCACUUCUGCCACAGCCGCGGCGUCUCCCACCGCGACCUCAAGCCGGAGAAUCUCCUGCUCGACCACAAUGGUGACCUCAAGGUCUCGGACUUCGGCUUGUCCGCGCUCCCAGAGCAGCUCCGCCAAGACGGGCUUCUCCACACCCAGUGCGGCACCCCGGCAUACGUUGCGCCGGAGGUCCUCCGCCGCCGGGGCUACGAUGGUGCCAAGGCCGACAUCUGGUCCUGCGGCGUCAUCCUCUACGUCCUCCUCGCCGGAUUCCUUCCCUUCCAAGACGAGAACUUGGUGCGUAUGUACCGCAAAGUGCUCAAGGCCGAGUACCAGAUCCCGCCGUGGUUCUCUGGCGACGCUUGUCGCCUCUUAUCCGGCCUCCUCGUCGCCGACCCGGAGAAGCGCAUCUCAAUCCCGGCCAUCAUGCAGCACCCGUGGCUCAAAAAGGGUACUCACCACAAGGAUCCCAACCCCGUCCCUCCUCCGCCGCAGGCGGAGCCGGCGGCAGUGGAAGAGGAGCAGAAGCAGGGGACACCGAGGUUCUAUAACGCGUUCGAGCUCAUCUCCUCCUUGUCGUCCGGAUUCGACCUGUCGAGCUUGUUCGAGAACCGGCGGCCGCCAGGGACGGCGUUCACGUCUCGUUUGCCGGCAGCGGCCAUCGUGGAUCGGCUGGAGAAGGUGGGACGGGCUCUGGGGUUCAGAGUCGAGAGGACGAAGCCGUACAAGGUGAAGAUGGAGAAGGAAGAGGAAGAGGGGUGGAAGGGGCGGCUGGGGGUGGUGGCGGAGGUUUUCGAGGUGGCGGCCGGGGUGGCAGUGGUGGAGUUCUCCAAAUCUUCAGGCGAAACCUCGGAGUACACCAAGUUCUGCGAGGCUGACAUCCGCCCAGGGCUGGAGGACAUCGUCUGGACGUGGCAGGGUGACGAUGCCGGCGGCACCACCAACACCGUCGAUGCUGCAGUGACCUGA